This is a messenger RNA of Lampris incognitus (smalleye Pacific opah), 2739 nucleotides long. RefSeq names its product apoptosis resistant E3 ubiquitin protein ligase 1 (gene arel1). NCBI's taxonomy places the organism in Eukaryota, Metazoa, Chordata, Actinopteri, Lampriformes, Lampridae. Gene Ontology annotation, molecular function: ubiquitin-protein transferase activity. Gene Ontology annotation, biological process: proteasome-mediated ubiquitin-dependent protein catabolic process; protein polyubiquitination; positive regulation of protein catabolic process. The record is from RefSeq and is a predicted model, not a curated record. The transcript is spliced from 19 exons. The coding region runs from base 113 to 2581 and encodes 822 amino acids.
GAUCCGGCUGGUGCACAGCCUUGCUGAGAGGCGUCUGCAUGAGAAGUGGUCAGUUGCGGGAGCUCUCAUAUUCGGCUGUACUGUGGCACUGUGCUUCUUGAUAAGGGACCUCAUGUUUUACGUGAUUGGUGGAAUUACUGUUUCCAUCAUAGCGUUUGUCUUCACCAUCAAGUUCCUCUGUGAGCUUGCAGCAAGGGUGGUUAGCUUCCUGCAGAAUGAGGACCCAGGGCGACGUGGUGACCGUAGCAUCUAUGACUAUGUCCGGGGCAAUUACCUGGACCCACGCUCCUGCAAAGUGUCCUGGGACUGGAAGGACCCACAGGAGGUGGGCCAGACUAUGAGCUUCAGAGUACAGCUGUUCUAUAAAAAUGGCCAGCCUUUCCCUGCCCAUCGGCCGGUGGGGUUGAGGGUCAACAUCACCCACAUUGAGUUGGCUCUGGACAUCCCUGUCACCCAGGAGGUUCUGCAAGACCCUGACUCCAAUGUAGUCAAAGUGGCCUUCACUGUACGCAAAGCUGGACGCUAUGAGGUCGCUGUUAAACUAGGUGGCCUGAACGUGGCAUACAGCCCUUAUUAUAAGAUAUUCCAGCCAGGAACAGUGGUCCCAUCCAAAACAAAGAUAGCGUACCACUUUUCUACCCUGGUCCUAACCAAUGGCCAGCAACACACCUUGCAGAUUGAGCCCCGGGACGAGUAUGGGAACCCUACGAGUAACUCCACCUCUCUCAUAGAUGAGGCCAACUACAGUGUCCACGUCCACUCUCUGGGCAUGGUAGAUGAUGACAGCCUGGAAGAGUACUACAGUAAGUCCGUGUCAUCCAACAAGCAGCAGUGCCAGGUUUUACUAAAGCUCACCUUGCGGAAGAGGGGCUGCUUCCGGGCCCGCAUCUCCUACAAAGACCAGCCACUCAGCAACGGGGAGUUUGACAUCAUCGUUCUCAGUGAGAAUGAGAAAAACUGUGUGGAGAAGAAUGUAUCCACGCCAGGCAUCAGUAUUUACUUUGAGGCAUACCUCUACAGCAGUGGGAACUACAGCAGCUCCUCCUGGCAACUACCGGCCUCAUCUCUGCUGGCUCCCCAAAGGAGGCCCUCCAUGGGGGAUGAGGAGGAAGACCAUGACUCCCCUGUGGAGGGACAGCCCGAGAAGGUCAAGAAACCAAAAAAGGUCUAUUGUUACAUAUCACCAAAGCAACUGUCUGUGAAGGAGUUCUACCUGAAAAUUAUUCCUUGGCGCCUUUUCACCUUUCGAGUAUGCCCAGGGACCAAGUUCACCUACCAUGGUCCUGACCCUAUUCACAAGUACCUGACUCUGGUGGUGGAUGAUGGGAUACAGCCUCCUGUGGAGCUCAGCUGCAAAGACAGGAAUAUCAUGGCUGCCACCUUCAUUCGCUUCCUGCACAAGAACAUUGGUGGCUCUGAAACGUUCCAAGACAAGGUGAGCUUCUUCCAGCGUGAACUCAGGCACAUCCACUCAAAAAGACCUCGCACCAAAACCUGCCUAAAAAUUGCACGCCACUCCAUUCUUGAUUCGUCCCUGAAGGCUACAAGGAACUUCUCAGUGUCAGACUGGAGCAAAAACUUCGAGGUGGUGUUUCUGGAUGAGGAAGCUCUGGACUGGGGAGGCCCUCGUAGGGAGUGGUUUGAGCUUAUCUGUAAAACCUUGUUUGACACCUCCAACCAGCUAUUUACGCGGUUCAGCGACAACAACCAGGGCCUAGUUCACCCAAAUGCAGACCGGCCACCUCAUCUGCGUCUGAAGAUGUAUGAGUUUGCUGGCCGCGUUGUAGGGAAGUGCCUGUAUGAGUCUGCUCUGGGUGGAGCCUAUAAGCAGUUAGUCCGGGCUCGCUUUACGCGUUCCUUUCUGGCCCAGAUCAUUGGCCUCAGGAUGAACUACAAGUACUUUGAGACAGAUGACCAAGAGUUUUACAAAACUAAAGUCUGCUUCAUCCUAAACAAUGACGUGAGUGAAAUGGACCUGGUGUUUGCUGAGGAGAAGUACAGCAAGAUGGGACAGCUGGAGAAGGUAGUGGAACUGAUAUCAGGGGGAGCCCAGAUAGCUGUCACCAAUGACAACAAGAUGCAUUAUCUCAACCUGUUGGCACAGUACAGACUGGCUAGCCAGGUUAGAGAUGAGGUGGAGCACUUUCUGAAAGGUCUGAAUGAGCUGGUUCCAGAAAACCUGUUAGCCAUAUUUGAUGAGAAUGAAUUGGAGUUGUUGAUGUGUGGCACUGGUGACAUAAACGUGCAGGACUUUAAGGCUCACGCAGUGAUUGUUGGAGGAUCGUGGCAUUUCAGAGAGAAGGUGAUGAAAUGGUUCUGGGCAGUAGUGUCCAGCUUCACACAGGAGGAGCUGGCUCGUCUGCUGCAGUUCACCACCGGCUCUUCCCAGCUCCCCCCUGGGGGCUUCAAUACCCUCUGCCCCUCCUUCCAGAUCAUAGCUGCCCCCACACACAGCACCUUGCCCACUGCACACACCUGUUUUAACCAGCUGUGCCUCCCUACCUAUGACUCCUAUGAGGAGCUGCACAAGAUGCUGAAGCUGGCCAUCAGUGAGGGAAGUGAGGGCUUUGGCAUGCUCUGAGUAUCCCUGACCCCAAUCCUUCGUUGGAGUUUGGUGCCAUCGGCACCGUGGUUCCACUCAGACAGCAGGAGACUAGCAGUGUCCACUCCAGUGUUCCUGUACUCCUGCAACACCUUCUGCAAUUGUUUCGAACAGUGUGUUUCUCACAGAGAAUCACC